Messenger RNA from Paramisgurnus dabryanus, 3803 nucleotides. RefSeq names its product MORC family CW-type zinc finger protein 3. Lineage: Eukaryota; Metazoa; Chordata; Actinopteri; Cypriniformes; Cobitidae. Gene Ontology annotation, cellular component: nucleus; PML body. The record is from RefSeq and is a predicted model, not a curated record. Gene Ontology annotation, molecular function: ATP hydrolysis activity; zinc ion binding.
CGCCCCCGGAUGUAGGAUCUCACGCCUCCUGGAACUUUUGUAUCGUCGCGGGCUCGUAGAUGAAACAUAACAAUUAUGUCGGUUCAAACAGAGAGAGGCAUCCCGCUAAGCGCGCUCAAUCCAAAGUUUCUUCACACCAACUCUACCAGCCACACCUGGCCUUUCAGUGCCAUUGCUGAGCUGAUAGACAAUGCCUACGACCCAGAUGUUAGUGCCAGGCAGUUCUGGAUUGAUAAAACGAGGAUUAGAGAUCAAGACUGUCUUACUUUCAUGGAUAAUGGAGCAGGAAUGGAUUAUAACAAAAUGUACAAAAUGCUUAGUUUUGGCUUCAGUGAUAAGGAGACAAUAAACGGCCAUGUCCCCAUCGGUUUGUACGGCAAUGGAUUUAAGUCAGGCUCCAUGCGCUUGGGAAAAGACGCCAUUGUGUUUUCAAAGAAGAAAGAUUCAAUGUGCGUGGGCAUGCUGUCACAGACGUACCUUCAAAAGAUUCAAGCGGAGAACAUUGUCGUACCAAUUGUCACAUUUAAACGCACCGGAGAGUCAAUCCGUCCUGAGCCACAGCACAUAGAAAGUCUCCAAGCCAUUCUUCAGUACUCUCUAUUCCAGACAGAAGAAGAGCUACUCGCAGAGCUCGAGGCCAUCAACACACACCUUUCCAAGGAUUCUACAGGAACGCGAAUAAUAAUCUGGAACCUCCGCAAAACAUCGACAGGCAAAUCUGAGUUUGACUUUGAGGUGAACCGUUAUGAUAUCCAGAUUCCAGCUGAUGUGUUUGAGAGUGAAAAAGAGCAAUACAGGCAACCCUGUCAUGUAUUGCAGUCGAGCCCAGAGAGUGACUUCUCCUUGAGAGCAUACUGUAGUGUCCUUUACUUGAAGCCCAGAAUGCAGAUUAACAUCCGUGGAUCUAAAGUGAAAACUCAGCUGAUUGCUAAAAGCCUGGCACACAUUGUGAAGGAUAAAUACAAACCUACCUUUCUAAAUAAAGAAAGAAUCUCAAUUACAUUUGGUUACAACACCAAGAGCAAAGAGCAUUAUGGAGUCAUGAUGUACCAUAAAAACAGACUUAUCAAAUCCUAUGAGCGUGUUGGAUGCCAAAACAAGGCAAAUAACAGGGGAGUAGGAGUCAUUGCAGUAAUCGAGUGCAACUUCCUCAAGCCAACACAUAACAAGCAAGAUUUCGACUAUACAGAUGAGUACAGAAGAACCAUUGCUACUUUGGGUGUGAAGCUAGAAGAGUAUUGGAAAGCGAUACGCCAUGCAAAAGGUCUCAACAGCACAGUACCUGUGGAGGAUAUACCGAAAAAUCCUGACCAGAACUGGGUUCAGUGUGAUUACUGUCAGAAGUGGCGGAAACUCCCAGAUGGCAUAGACACAGAUAAACUCCCUGAAAAAUGGUUCUGUCGAAUGAACCCUAUCACAGAGUACAGGGGAUGUGAUAAACCAGAGGAAGCUGAAGAUUCUGAAGAUGAAACAUCAACCUGCUUGAAAGAAUACAAACAGCAUGAGAAAAGUCUGAAAAAACAGCAGGAGCAGAAGAAAAUGCAGGAACAACAGAGAAAUGCAGAGCUGGCUCAACAGAAUGAAGAUCUCAAAAGAACACAAGAAAACCUUUUGCGUAAACUCCAGCAAACAGGCCCUUCCUCACCCAGUACACCUACAACUUCAAGAGCUGCUUGUACAGCCAGGAGCUCUGUUGAUUCCACACCUAUCACACGAUCUGCCUCUAGCCCCUCAGACAUGAUGCCAAUAAUUACGAAGGUCACAUCCCUCUCCCGUAUUACAAGGAGAAAGAGAAGUCCAGGAGAGCAAAGCGAGGGCAAAGCUUUGAAGAAAUCAAGACUACUUAAUGAGUACUGUAACAACGCACCCGAAAGUCCAUCAACGUCUGCAUUUAUUUCAGAUCUUCUGACCUCACAGAUGGAGAUCCCUGAUAAUAAUGUCAGUACUGAUAAAGAGGAAGAAGAGAGCAACACUGAUGAUGAUGAUGAUGAUAUUGUUAUUGAUGAGACGAAGAGCACGCCAAGACCUAAAGCCUUUAACCUUGCCAAGGUCAAGUUAGAAAGAAGUACAAGUAAUGAUGUGCAGUACAGUGAUGAUGUUUCCAUGGAUACACCUACCACUGAAGGUUCCAGAAAUGCAACAACGAAUCCAUCAACUUCAAAUGUCAGCAUGACAACCCAGACAGAAUGUAAUAUGAUUGUAAAAGAGGAAGAUGACCAACAGAGAAAAAUAGAGAAAGGGGAGAUAAAGGAAAAAGAGACGGAUAGUGAUGCCACAGGGAUUGAAUGCAGGAAGGAUAAAGGUACAGAAAUAAACAGGUCGAUCUCUGAAGACUCUAGAUGUAGAAGUGUAGAUAUUGAGAGAAAACCAAGUCUCGCAGAAGGAAAUGAUAGAGGUGGCACAAGUCAUAUGCCUGAAGAACCAGCUAUGGACUUUGGUCUAAACAUAUACAAUAUGCCAACCCUAGAAGCCCAGAAACAACAGGACAGUCUUCUGGAACUCAUGGACGCCACAGCCAAGGAAAGAGAGGAGUAUAAGAUGCAAGCUCAGUCUCUUGCCCUGAAGCUGCAGGACAAGGAAUGUGAACUGUUAAAGCUCACUGUUAAGAAAGAGUUUAGCCAUCAAAACAUCCAAACUGACCCAUUAGAAGAGAAGGACUACAAGACUCUUUACUUAGAGGCGACACGGCGCAAUGAACAGCUCUCAAAAACAAUAAACGAGAUGAAGAAAAAGCAAGAGGAGAUGUUGCUGCAGAUGAAAGCUGAAAAAGAAGCACAGGACAAGAUGAAAGCUGAGGGGGCAGGGCACUCUGCCACGCCAAAUGUUGAUGAUGAAAUGGCUCUUCAGGUGGAUUUUCUUCUGAGAGAGCUAGAUCAGCGGAAUACAGAAUGUGGUGAAUUAAAAAUCAAGGUGGAAAGCUUGGAACAGGUGAAAGCUCGUUGCGAGCAGUUGCAGAGAGACUUGGAUCACUUGAGAAAAGAGAAAGUGGAGUGCAGGAGUGGACCAGAACAGAAUGGGACCGACAUAGCCAGUUCAACACAAACAGCACAUCACAAAACUGAGGACGGCUCUGGAAACCGUGCGAAUCAAAUUAUAGAGAACAGAGAGACCAAUGAAAAUCCUGCAGGGGGAGAGAACACUGUGACAAAUGCAAAGUUAAGGCAGCUGAGGAGCAGUGUCGCUCGUCUUUUGGUCACCUUUGUUCCUGCUUUGGAUCCUGAACAAGUCAACUAUGACUGUGAGGUCAUAGAUGAGAUUCUGAACCAGGUUAUACAGGAGAUCUCUCCCACUGUCACCACUUCAACUUAGAGCUUCUGUGUCACCAAAGCAUUCAUGUUAAAGUUAAUGCUUAAUUUAAAGAGAUGACAAAUGUUCCUAUUUUGUUGUUGUUUGAAAAUAUUUCUAAAGUUUUUCAUAAAUAUGUCAAAUAAUGUUUCAAUUGCUAACUUUGUUGUGUAACUUUCUGGAGACCAAGAUACAUUUCUACUCAUAAGAAUGAAGACGAUCAGUUUCCUGAUCAAUUGUUUAUUAUUUUCACCAGCAGUUGUUGUGCAAUGUUUGCAUUUUACAAGUUCCUUUUUGUUGUUAGUUAUUAAUACAUUUUAAGUCACAAAGGCCUAAUAAGGAGAAAUGUUCUAGUGUUUCAUGUUAACAGUUAAGUAUAAAAGUAAUUUUAUCCUGGACAAUGGAAAGGUUGUUAGCAGUAUUGCAGUAAGUGGUGUUCAACAUGUAAAGAAAAUUUUAUGUUGAUACGAUUGUACAUGGUGUGUUUAUUGAAAAAUUAUUAUAUGAUGAAUACAUUU